Dreissena polymorpha is the source of this 997-nucleotide messenger RNA. Its product is annotated as serine/threonine-protein phosphatase PP1-beta catalytic subunit-like. The record is from RefSeq and is a predicted model, not a curated record. Gene Ontology annotation, molecular function: protein serine/threonine phosphatase activity. Gene Ontology annotation, cellular component: nucleus; cytoplasm. NCBI's taxonomy places the organism in Eukaryota, Metazoa, Mollusca, Bivalvia, Myida, Dreissenidae.
AGGGAAACUAUUUAGUAUAUUGUGACCUCAAGGUGUUUUCGUAUGACGUCAUUAGAAAAUAUUGCCUUCAAAUAUGGCGGAGACUGAGCUGAAUGUUGACAGCCUAAUCAGCCGACUUUUGGAAGUGAGAGGAUGUCGCCCAGGCAAGAUUGUACAGAUGACAGAGGCAGAAGUGAGAGGGCUUUGCCUCAAAUCAAGAGAAAUAUUCCUUCAGCAGCCAAUAUUAUUGGAACUGGAAGCGCCACUUAAAAUAUGUGGGGAUAUUCACGGCCAGUACACAGACCUGAUGCGCUUGUUCGAGUACGGUGGUUUCCCUCCAGAAGCCAAUUAUUUAUUCCUGGGUGAUUAUGUGGACAGAGGGAAGCAGUCACUAGAGACAAUCUGCUUGCUGCUUGCCUACAUCAAAUACCCGGAGAAUUUCUUCCUUCUCAGAGGGAAUCAUGAAUGUGCCAGCAUCAACAGAAUCUACGGCUUUUAUGAUGAAUGCAAAAGACGGUAUAAUGUUAAGUUAUGGAAAACAUUUACAGACUGCUUCAACUGUUUACCAAUUGCUGCUAUUAUUGAUGAGAAAAUUUUCUGCUGUCAUGGAGGUCUUUCACCAGACUUACAAUCCAUGGAGCAGAUUCGUAGGAUAAUGCGGCCCACAGAUGUUCCAGACACAGGUCUUUUAUGUGACCUACUGUGGUCAGAUCCAGACAAGGAUGUGCAGGGUUGGGGCGAGAAUGACCGCGGUGUGUCUUUCACCUUUGGGGGUGACGUUGUGAACAAGUUCCUCAACAGACAUGACUUGGACUUGAUAUGUAGGGCUCAUCAUGUUGUGGAAGAUGGCUAUGAAUUCUUUGCCAAACGACAGCUGGUAACAUUAUUUCUGCACCCAAACUACUGUGGAGAGUUUGACAAUGCAGGAGGGAUGAUGUCGGUCGAUGAAACUCUCAUGUGCUCCUUUCAGAUCCUUAAACCUUCGGAGAAAAAGCCAAGUACCAGUAUGGUGGCAUGA